AUGGCUAAGGUAGGGCGGCCGCACCCCUAUGUUUCUCCAACUCCCAAAGUUUCUCUGACGGGUGGGUUGCCAGCUGCAGCACGACCUCCACCCCCAGGUCCUCCUGACCAUGUGCACAUCCUUCAAGACUUUCUGGGCCGCCAUCCUGUGGAUGCAGAAGUUUCAGAUCUGGAUGAAGAAAGCUUGGAUGCUUUGGACUACAGCACCAGCGACCCAAUCACUGACAAAGAAAGAGAUCUGAUCAUGCGUGGUCAUCAUCCUGAUUACAUCUCCCGGAACGUCUAUAAGGAUGUCUGCAGAAUCAGUAUGGACCGAGCUAAGCACUGCAGAAAGGAGUCUGUAUUGCACGAGGCAACUAUGAAGAAGGUUGCGGAGAACAUCAAGAAACUGGAGAACAAUUAUUUUCACUCACUUGAUUUGCUGGACAACUUGCGGAAGGAAAUCUAUGAGCCACAUGCGGAGUCUGUCUCCAAUCCCACCGAGCCUGCAGAAGACAGUGCCCAAAAGUAGAUAGAUCUCUGGUACAGCAUCCUGCAAUUUUGUGAGCUUGACCCCUGGGAGCUUUAAAAUAUUUUGGAAUCUG
Molecule: messenger RNA, 583 nt
Organism: Cladocopium goreaui
Lineage: Eukaryota; Dinophyceae; Suessiales; Symbiodiniaceae
Source: the annotation of a GenBank genome assembly